Messenger RNA from Aspergillus oryzae RIB40, 324 nucleotides. RefSeq lists its product as uncharacterized. Bases 1 to 324 code for a protein of 107 amino acids. The transcript is spliced from 3 exons. Lineage: Eukaryota; Fungi; Ascomycota; Eurotiomycetes; Eurotiales; Aspergillaceae. The record is from RefSeq and is a predicted model, not a curated record.
AUGCGUUUCACUACUGUCUUUGCCAUGCUCGCGGCCGCUAUGGGCGUUGUAGCAGAAGAGGCUAUCAACAUCAAGAUCUGUAAUGGUAUCAACGAGGCCGGUGACUGUAUCACCGCUAACGUUUACAUUCAACACCAAUGCUACAACUUGAACGGUACUCCUGUCUCAAACAAUGUCCGGUCUUUUACGAUCCCAAGUGGUUACCGUUGCCGCUUCUGGUCGUCCACUGCAUGCAAUGGCGGCGGUACUGGCGAUGUCCAGAGCCCUGGCAGCAACCAGAACGGCCACCCCCAGGUCAACUCUGUCAAGUGUUACGCCAACUAG